GUCACGCACAGUCGCGGCUCGAACGCCGUUCGAUGCGAACGUGUCGUUGUUACGGUCCGUCCUCGACCGCCCUCUCUGUCUACCUGUCUUUUUCUUUCACAUUUUUUCUUUCUCUUUCUCUCUCUCUCUCUCUCUCUCUCUCUCUUUCUCUCUUUCUUUCUCUCUCUCUCUCUCUCUCUCUCUCUAUCUUUCUCUCUCUUUCAUUCUUUCUCUCUCUCUUUCUCUUUGAUCAACCUGUCUCAUAUCAUUUUCCUUCUCUAUCUCUAUCUUUCUUCUCUUUUUUCUCUUUUUAUUCUAUCCUAAUCAUCAACGAAGACUCUACGAGGGAUUUGUAUAUACGAAAAAAUAAUAACAAACAACCAUUGACAGUCUUGAGUACUUUUUUCUCGAAGUUGUUCAUCGAACGAAAUACUAUCUAUCUAUCUAUCUAUAUAUAUAUAUAUAUAUACAUAUAUAUAUAUAUAUAUGUAUAUAUAUAUAUAUAGUAUACAUAUAGAUACAGAUCGAAGGUGUGACUCGGAUUAACGAUCUUUCUUUCUUUCUUUUUUUUUUAUUCGCGAGUGAUUAGUGACUUUAGUUUUCAUCGAGGAUCUCAGUGCUCGCGUUUCGUUAACAACGUUUGCUUACCUCUUCUCAUCCGAGAGAAAGAGAGAUAGUUGCGUCGCGAGCACGUGUCUUCGUAUAAUACAUCCGAGAGUUUUUGUUAUGGAGUAUCUCGAAUCAGAGAUUCGUUCGUCUAUUAAAAUUUUUUUAACGAAUACGACACGAUUUAUCUCAAUCCCAUGCAAGGCUUUCGAAAUGAUCAACGUGAUAAUAGAGAAGAUAGGAAGGAAAUAAUAUAUACAAGGAGAAAAAAGUAAGAGAUAAGGAAAAAAAGAAGAAGAGAGAGAAAAAAAAAAGGAAAGAAAAGAAAAGAAAAGAAAAAGAUAAUUAUUAAAAUCGAAAGAAAAAAAACGGAGGUAAACAAACGAACGGGGAGUGCUGUGUCUGUCAUAAAUGGCGGUGACUCGCGAGCCCUGGAAUGCUCGCUGAGAGCUUGUUCUUAGGAAGGGAAUGGAUUUUCAGAGCGCGAUGGACACGUUCGUCGAGGCAUGGAUGGCUGCUAACACAAAAAACGAUCAAGUACAGAGUCAAGCGUUGGCAUUGACGCAUAAGACGUCGCCACCUUCGAGACCUAGUAGUGUCUCGUCCUUACCAAGGAGUCCGCAGUCUCAUCAGUCUCAACAGUCGCAGCAACAGAGCACCCCUCAACCCCCGCCGAGCACGCAUCCUCACCAGUCGCAGACUCCCCUUGGCGCGUCCUCCCAUCAAACACCGUUCUCUGCUCACAAUCAGCACCCAAAGCAAGAAAUUGUUGCGAGCCCGAAACAGGAAGGCUUUGACCUUAGCAAGUCAGCCUCCAGCACCGCGAAAAAUCUUCCGGUUCAUUGCGUCGUCGAGACAAUUCAUAACAUCGUCGAGAGUCAUGCUAGCAAUGCACGUGAAAAUUGGCGAAGACCUCAGAUCGAGACCGAUUCUUAUGUAAUCAUUCCGGUUGCGAUGCCUUUUCAGGAUUUAGUAGGCGAGGCAUUGGUCCGGCUGGGUUACUCGAGCGAUUUGAUACCAAGCGCGAGAGGUAGCAUAGUGAUAAGAAACUGGAAACCUCUGCCGAUGGAAAAAGUAGCUGAAGGUCCACUUUUAACCGUUGGCGAUAUCCUUGCGGAACUUACUUCGGUAGCAACCUUGAAAAUUCAGGUUUACAGAUCGAGACCACCACCUCCUAGUCCCGCAGCCGAAGUUAGAAAUAAAUUGCUCAGGCUGCUUUUACUUCAUAGCCACGCGCUUCUCGUUUCCGCAGGAUGUCCUUUGGACGAGAUGACACUGUUGUCGCUCUGUAGAGGCGGCAACGAUCUGUCGGAGGAGACCAAGAGGAAUUUUGAGUCUUGGCUACAGCAACAACAAUUGGGUCUUGGUCUGAAUCCGAUCGUACCAUCCUCGAAUCAUCAUCAUCAUCAUACCCAAAGUCCUCAACCAGAUGGUAGCGGACCAAUUGGCGCUGGGAGUGGUGCGAUUGGGCCACCACAUCCAGCCCUUUUACAAUACUCUCAUAAAACACGUAUGAGAACUAGCUUCGAUCCAGAACUCGAGUUACCACGACUUCAACGUUGGUUCGGUGAGAAUCAGCAUCCAACACGACAACAAAUACAACAUUACGUGACGGAAUUAAAUUCGUUGGAGUCACGACGGGGUAGAAAACCAUUGGACGUGAACAACGUCGUUUAUUGGUUUAAAAACGCAAGGGCUGCUCAGAAGAGAGCUGAGACUAGGGGUGUCAACGGUUACAGUCCACCAGGACUGAGUCCAAGAGGCGCCAGUAUUGUUAGUGAAGAUUGUUCCGACGAGGAGGAAGACUCUAGGCAUCAGUCGACGUCACCGUCGCCCUGCCCACCUAGUAGCCCACCGGUCGGUCCAUUGUCCUUGACUACACGACCAGAGGAUCAACAACCGCCACCUUCGACGCCAUCUUUGGUCAAACAAGAGGACACCAGAGUAUCAUCUGGUUCCGAGGACGAAGAGGCUAGACCGACUGGUCCUCUUCCACCAGGAUUUUCAUUAGUACCCAGUCCAAUGUUUGGGCACGGCAUUAUGUACAUGUCACAUUAUUUGCCACCACGUGGACCAGCUGGAUGUCCAACGAGUAUGCUCGACGAAAGGAGAAAGAGAAAUCGGACAUUCAUUGAUCCCGUGACGGAAGUACCCAGGCUCGAGACUUGGUUCACUCACAAUACUCAUCCGAGCCAUGCGCUCAUUCUCAAGUACACGGAGGAAUUAAAUCGAAUGCCCUAUCGUCAAAAAUUUCCACGAUUGGAGCCGAAGAACGUGCAGUUUUGGUUCAAGAAUCGUAGGGCCAAAUGUAAGCGAUUGAAGAUGGCCUUAUUCGAAGGAGAGUCACCUCAACAACAUCCAUACCACGCAGAUUAGUUCCUUUUACCUUAAUCGCAUUAAACUAGAGACACUCAGCUCAACUCUACUGAAGAAGAAACAGAAGAAGAAGAAAAAGAAGGAGCAGGAAGAAGAGGAGAAGGAGGAGAAGGAGGAGGAAGAGGACGAGUAAGGAUUCGUGAAGAAACUCAAACGAAUGCGAAUCGUGUUGUUAUAAGAAAAAAAAAAAAAAAAAAAAAGCCGAAUACUCGAAUGCACUAUUACUUUGAUCGUGUCGACUCGCUGUCGGCCAUCUUUAUUGUAAUUAUAUCGCGUAAUGAUUAAUAUAAUUAACAUGGAAUUUGAUCAAUGUAAAUACGAGAACGAUGUCGAAUAAAUCUGUAUGUCACGAU
This is a messenger RNA of Vespa velutina, 3314 nucleotides long. It is a transcript of the gene dve, whose product is annotated as homeobox protein dve-1. The coding region runs from base 1054 to 2961 and encodes 635 amino acids. The transcript has 8 exons. Gene Ontology annotation, molecular function: DNA-binding transcription factor activity, RNA polymerase II-specific; RNA polymerase II cis-regulatory region sequence-specific DNA binding. NCBI's taxonomy places the organism in Eukaryota, Metazoa, Arthropoda, Insecta, Hymenoptera, Vespidae. The record is from RefSeq and is a predicted model, not a curated record. Gene Ontology annotation, biological process: chromatin remodeling; regulation of transcription by RNA polymerase II.